Molecule: messenger RNA, 4025 nt
Organism: Larimichthys crocea (large yellow croaker)
Lineage: Eukaryota; Metazoa; Chordata; Actinopteri; Sciaenidae
Product: putative helicase mov-10-B.2
Exons: 23
Coding region: 188-3178 (996 amino acids)
Molecular function (GO): 5'-3' RNA helicase activity; RNA binding
Source: RefSeq, a predicted model, not a curated record
GCUUUGUAUCAUGACAGCCAGAGAGUCACCGCCCACGUGAAAUGUCCUGGAAUAGAAAAGGAAUCGCAAUCCCAAGGAUUUCCUCAUGACAAAUAAAAACGCUUGUGUUUAUAAGCUGCAGUGAAUAUCAGACGAACCAUUUGGGCGUUUUCUGUUUGAAUAACUUCGAUCAUAGAAAUAUUUGAUCAUGGUUAACCAGGCGAUAAGUUCACGCAUUCAGAUCGGACUGGACUUCUUUGAGUUUUUGAAGGAGAGUAAUCGAGCAUCCAUCAAAGACAGACUUGAACUGAGAGACAUUUACAACGCAGAGUUCAGGAGCAUGACCCCAGGGACCAAAGAUCCAAACUUCGGGUCAGUCCUCUAUGCCCUGAAAGUGACCGGCAAAAUAAGAAGACGAGGAGACAAUAUCCGCUUUAACUCCAACGUCACAUCUCUUUAUUUGGACCAGUGGCAUUCACACAGGCGCCAUCAGCCAGUGCCAUUACAGAAUGAAGCUGCCGGUCCAAUACAGGCCUUGCCCUCUGGAGAUGGAGUUCGAGCCCGGAGGCAACUGGCCGGUCUUCUGAUGACCAGUCUGAAGAAAGACAGGGCUCAGUUCAUCUCUGACAAACAUGGUAUCCGCAUCGUCUCUGAUGACUAUGAGAUUGAGAAUGGGAAACUUUGCUUGCAUGUGGACAAAUAUGAGUGUACGGUAAAUCUGAAAGUGGAAAACACUGGAACUGACCCUGUAUAUUUCACCUACUACACCCCACUGCACUGGCUCAAGUAUUUCUCCCUGACGGACAAGCACAAAGUGACCAAGACAAACCCUCUGUAUCUACAACCAGGUGACAGCUAUGAGAUCCAUGUUCACUUCAACUGCACUUUAGUUGGAUUCUAUCCAGCUACACUGGCCUUUGAGUUCAAACCAGACCUGCAAUCUGCUGCGUUCCACAUUGUGCGCUUUAUUGAGGCUCGCUGUAUAACUGCCUUAGGACGGGAGCUGGCACCUAUUGCACCCUACAAACCUUGCUCCAUCCCUGCCUGGACCCCUGAAGUUCAUUACACGAUUGUGGAUGGAAUACGACCUGAAGGAAUGUCAGUGAUGAAGCUACGAAAUGUGGUUGAGCUAAAACUGUAUCGAAUGCCAGACUAUAUGACCCAGCUCAUCGAGUCCCUGAAAUGUACUUUUUCCUCUGAUACAAGAAGGGCCUUGCUGGAAAGUCCCUUGUGCUGGGAGAACUACUCCCAGAAGUUUGAACUGCUGCUUUAUCUGGAGGAGCAACAAAUGAAGGUGGACAUCAAGAGAUACAACAUCCCCAACAAUGAAAGAAGUGAGGCUAUCAUGCAGAGAGACCGUGCCAACAAGAAACUUCUCGUUCUGGAGGUGCCUGGUGUGUCUGAGAACCGCCCAUCUGUGCUACGAGGGGAUGCGCUGCUGGCGCGUCCUAUAGGAGAAGAUAAAGUAAAGUACCGUGGCUACGUCCACAGUGUGCAGUUUGACAGUGUCAAACUCGGCUUCAGCUCAGAAUUGCUGAGUCGCUUUAUAGAUGGCAUGAAGUUCAGUGUUGAGUUCACUGUCAACCAACUGACACUGCGUGUUCAGCACAGAGCAGCAGAGCUGGCAGUUGCACGCGAACUGGGAGAGGUCUUGUUCCCUACUGCACCUGCCUCUCUGCCUCCUGAGCUUCCCAAACUCAGGCUGUGUGACAUAAAACUGGAGAGGAACCCAGAGCAGUAUCAGGCUGUACAAAACAUUGUAGCUGGCUCGUCAAAACCUGCCCCUUACCUGGUGUUUGGCCCGCCUGGAACAGGCAAAACUGUGACGCUCGUAGAGGCCAUCAAGCAGAUAGAGAAGAGCCAGCCCUCUUGCCACAUCCUGGCCUGCGCCCCAUCCAACAGCGCUGCUGAUCUGCUCUGCGAGAAGAUUCUGGACCACGUGGAUAAGUGUAAAGUGUACCGCAUGUAUGCCACUAGCCGGGACCCAGAAUAUGUCCCUGAAAAACUAAAGGAAUGCUCUAACCUGGUAGGGGAGUGUUAUGUUUUUCCCCCUAAAGAGACGCUGAUGGAGUAUAAGAUCAUGGUCACCACCCUGAUAACCGCUGGAAGGCUGGUCUCAGGAGACAUCCCUGAAGGUCAUUUCACUCAUGUGUUUGUGGACGAGGCAGGACACGCAGUGGAGACCGAGUGUUUAGUCCCAUUGGCAGGGCUUCUCGAUGCAGUGUCCGGACAGGUUGUUCUGGCUGGAGACCCCAAGCAGCUCGGACCCAUUCUCAGAUCCCCCUUUGCAUUAAAAUACGACAUGGGAAAGUCCCUCUUGGAGCGUUUGAUGAAUGAUUUCCCUCUGUACCUGAAGAACGAGGGCGUGUUCAACAGUCGCUUUGUCACCAAACUGCUGAAAAACUACAGGUCCCACCCUGCCAUCCUGAAGAUUCCCAACGAGCUCUUCUAUGACGGAGAGCUGCAGGUUUGCGCGGAUGAAUUUUUACGCAACUCCUACUGCAGAUGGGAAUACCUCCCGAAGAAGGACUUCCCAGUGAUCUUCCAUGGUGUGACUGGUGUUGAUGAGCGUGAGGCCUGUAGCCCAUCAUUCUUUAAUGUAGCAGAGGUGGAGGUGCUGGUGGACUACGUGAAGAAACUGCUGCAGACACAUGGCAAGAGAGGCCUGGCUACCAUCUCACCCAAAGACAUUGGCAUCAUCGCCCCCUACAGGAGACAGGUGCUGAAAAUCCGAAGGGCUCUUGAAAAACUUGAGAAAGACGAUAAUAUUAUGUUUAAGAACAUGCGUGGCCUCAAGGUUGGAUCGGUGGAGGAGUUCCAGGGUCAGGAGAGGAAAGUGAUCAUGGUGUCAACUGUUCGGAGCAGCCCUGACUUUGUAGAGAUUGACAAACAGUUCAACCUCGGCUUUGUCAAGAAUGAAAAGAGAUUCAACGUGGCUGUGACUCGAGCUAAAGCCCUGCUGAUUGUGGUGGGAAACCCCAGAGUGCUGAAGUCAGAUGAUACCUGGGCCAGGUUCAUCCAGUACUGUCGAGAUGAAGGAGGUUACACAGGUUUCAUUGAUGCAGAGGAAGAUGAGGAUGUGGUGAUGAGACUAUCUGCCCUCUACAUUGAUAUUCAGGCUGAAGUGACCAUGAACUGUGACACAGCUGAGAGUGGCGUUCAGCGGUUCCUGGACCCCGAAUGGAGGAGCGACCUGUGAGGAAGAGGAGAGCCAAAAAAACUGAAGGGAUUCAUUUUGAUUGUAGUCAGAUGAAACAAAAAGUUACAAAGAAAAGUUCAUAAUAAAGUUUUUUUACAUUUGUACUCAAUUUCUCAGAAAAAAGGCCUCAUGGUGCCUUUACACAUUAAAGAUACACAGUCACUAUUCUCAAGAUAAAAAUAAAUAUGUCAGCCAUAUGAGCGAGACCAAGGACCACAAAGCACAGGGAGAUUCAUGUGUAGAGCAGAAAAAACCAAAUCACCAAAAACCACGCCAAAAAAAUGAAUGGGUGUGUACUGGGAGAAUGUUCCAGAGCUAGAGUGCGUGACAUCAUCACUAGAGUGGAGUGGGAGAGAACAAUUCUUUGAAAAAUAAAUUUUUCAACUGUGCUCGAGGCCGUAAAUGUCACUCUACAGACAUAAACACACACACACACACACACAAGACAAAAGUCUUUCAAAAUAAGAGUCCCUUCAAAAUGAGAGCCCAUUAAAAAUCCAAUGAUAACCCAGCUUGUUGUAUUAAUACUGAAUUUGCUGAGCAGUGUCAAUAAUAAUGUAUGGGGGCGACGGGCCAGAGUCAGGCACCCUCAAAAUUUCUUUAGAAAUUUUUCUAGUUCAUAUUGUUAUUUAAAAUUAAUUUUAAAUAAGAUAUCUCAGGUUUGUGUUGUGUGUUUUUUUUCUUUUUUCUCAAUCAAGAAAAUGUUUUUUUAGAAUCGUGUAGUUUUAUUUUAGGUCAGGGGUCUAUCCAUAUAUGAAGUAUCCAAUCUAUUUUUAAAUCACAAUGAUUGAAUGCAAAUAUUUUUAUUGAAAUUAAUUAAAUAAAAAUGUUUAUGGUCUAUUUUAAA